This is a messenger RNA of Symbiodinium sp. CCMP2592, 879 nucleotides long. Lineage: Eukaryota; Dinophyceae; Suessiales; Symbiodiniaceae. The record is from the annotation of a GenBank genome assembly.
AUGCAACCUGCCGUUUUCCCGUAUCCAUUUGUGCUUGUGACGAUGCAUUGCUUCUGUUGUUCCUUGUUCUCCGGCGCCCUUCUGCUUUGCAAGCCAUCGCUGUUUCCUGCGCUGACGGAUCCAGACAAGAUGGUUGACAUCACCCCGCAGUACUACGUCAGGGAAAUACUUCCCAUUGCGGGCUGCUUUGCAGUGUCAUUAGUAACCAGCAACAUGGCCUACAAGUACUGCACUGUUGCUUUCCUCCAGAUGAUGAAGGAGUCCAACAUAGUGACCAUCUACCUCAUGUCGGUAGCGGCCGGCAUCGAGAACUUCUCUUUAGUUCAGUCCAUGAUCUUGGUUGCAAUGGUGUGCGCAACCUGGACGUGCGUCCAGGGUGAGUUGCACUUCUCUGCGCUCGGCCUGCUACUGCAAGCCAGCUCCUCCUUGGCGGAAGCGGCGAAGACCAUCUUUCAGUGUUUAGCCUUGGCGCAUGGCUCCGGAAAGAAGUUAGAUCCACUGUCUGCAGUGCUCGUGAUCAUGCCUUUGUGCGGUCUCCUGCUGGCAAUGGUGAUCUUGUUCCACUGCCAUGCUUACGAGCUGACUUUCGUCACCAUUCCGACGUACAGCCAGAUCUUCGAGCUUCGCUCUGACUUGGCCUUGAAUGUUGCGAACGCGUUUGUUCUCAAUGUCCUCAUCGCCAUGUUCCUGAAGAUUUUGUCCCCUGUCGCCUACAUCCUCACCGGCAACGUGAAGGACAUUGCCAUCGUUGUCAUGUCUGCCUUGCUCAUGCACGAGUCCAUCAGCAACCAGCAGAUCUGUGGCUUCAGCAUGCAGGUUGUUCUUGUGUUCCUUUGGAGCGCUUUGAAGCAGCUUACAAAGAAGAGCUGCUCGAGCUGA